CCUAGAAAUUGCUCUAAUCUACUCAGUUCCGUUCUUCCAGCCUCGCAUCCUGCACAUUUUGACCCAUCCACCUAAGCUGCACCCUUUCCAGACCAUAGUUAUGGUAGGCCUCACAAGAAAUGUGCCCAAUAAGCCAGCCAGUGUCCCCUUCAGGCCACCCGGUGCUAUCAAGCCACGAUCAGCAGCUGGCACGAAACGGAAACCAGAAGCUAUACCUAGCAUGUCUGGUGCAAAGCAAGUACAACCUGCAGGAGGGGGGAAAGGGGACGGGUCUGGCCCUGUGACAUUCCUAGAUCCAUUUGAACCUCCCAGAGUAUUUGAGCCAGAGAUGAGUAUUGCAGAAUCAGAGGCACUUACCAGGCAAAUGCAGCAGCGGCAAUGGUACCACACUGAAGAACAAGCCGAGGAUGACAAUGAUGAGGGUCUCAAUGAUGACCCUGAUGGAUAUAUCGACCCAGUGCUUUGCACAGAGAGACAUCAGCCAGUGUUCAAUAGACAGCGCAGUCCCACACCUGUUGAAGAUGAAGAGUACUCCUCCCUUCCCCCCAGCUCUCCUCUGGCUGCCCCAUGGCACAUUACAAAGGCUUGUGCUCCAGUGCCAUUGAACCUAGCGACAGGUCGGUUGUGGGAGGUGUUUGAAAACACCAAGGACAUUGUGAAGAAAGGAGGCAAAGGGGCAGAUAUGGUGGUUGCAAAGAAGAUCAAGCAGUGGCAAACUGCCCACAAAGGUCGUAAAAACACUGAAAGAUUGGCUGUUGAUGUCAGGAAGGAGACUGGCACGGAUGGCCCUGAAUGGGACUGGUUUUUCCAAGUCUGUUAUCAAUCUACAGAUGAGUCAGAUAGUGGGGGAGGUAACAGUAGCAGACCCACCAUCGAAUUUGAGUCCAAUACUGAGAUAGCUCCACAAAUGACUGGGAAGAAAUCAUCGAGGGGGAAGAAUGCAGAUGCUUUUUGGGCUUCUUGA
This is a messenger RNA of Suillus subaureus, 964 nucleotides long. RefSeq lists its product as uncharacterized. The transcript has 3 exons. The record is from RefSeq and is a predicted model, not a curated record. The coding region runs from base 101 to 964 and encodes 287 amino acids. Lineage: Eukaryota; Fungi; Basidiomycota; Agaricomycetes; Boletales; Suillaceae.